AUGCCCCCCAUCCCCAUCUCCCCCAACCCCUCCUACUCCAUCCACCCCUGCACCCCCACCGACCUCCCCUCCAUGCUCACCACCUACAACCUCUCCUUCGCCAGCGACCCCUUCCGCCUCGCCCGCUGGCCCUCCUCCCAAGUUUCCCCUUCCGUCUUCACCUCCUUUCUCACCAACAUCUUCACCAAAUAUCUGCAAACCCCUCACACACACACCUGGAAACUUGUAGAAAAUUCCACCGGGAAUACGGCCGGCUGGACGCAUUUCGCUGAACCACAUGUGCUGAGUCGAGAGGAAGAAGAGCAGAGCAAGAUAGAAGAGGAGAAGGAAGAGAAAGAGAGGAGAGAAAGAGGAGAGGGAAAGUUUCCGGAAGGCUCGGUGUUGGAAAUUUGUGAGGCGAAGAUACAGGGCUGGGAUAGAAUGAGGGAGAAAUGGUAUAAGAGGGAGGAAAUGUUUUUAAUUUACUUCCUCUCCAUCUCUCCCCCCUACCAAAACCUCGGUCUUGGUACCCUCCUCCUCACCGCAAUCACAAAUCUCGCAGAUGCCCAAGGGAAAAGUAGUUAUUUAGAAGCGACGGCCGCAGGGUAUCCGGUGUAUGUGCGCGCGGGGUUUAAAGAGGUGGAUUGUAUGGAGGUGGAUUUGGGAGAGUUGGGGGUGGGCAGGAAUUGGGCGAUGGUUAGAGGGGGGAAGAGUAGGAGAGAGGAUGGGGAAAUGAGAUGGAUGCGUAGAUAG
Molecule: messenger RNA, 732 nt
Organism: Botrytis porri
Lineage: Eukaryota; Fungi; Ascomycota; Leotiomycetes; Helotiales; Sclerotiniaceae
Exons: 2
Coding region: 1-732 (243 amino acids)
Molecular function (GO): acyltransferase activity, transferring groups other than amino-acyl groups
Source: RefSeq, a predicted model, not a curated record